AUGUGUCCUAUCCCAAACGUGGAACGUGAUGGGUUUAAGAUAUUCAUUGCUGAGUCCCUAAGGGCUCAAAAUAUUGAAUACAUGUUUGGCAUUGUUGGCAUUCCUAUCACUGAAAUUGCAAUUGCAGCCCAGGCAGUUGGAAUAAAAUAUAUAGGAAUGAGAAAUGAACAAGCUGCAUGUUAUGCAGCCUCUGCUGUUGGAUAUUUGACUGGCAGACCAGGAGUAUGUCUUGUAGUGUCCGGUCCAGGUUUUUUACAUGCCCUUGGUGGGAUGGCAAAUGCAAACCUGAACUGCUGGCCUUUGCUUGUUAUUGGAGGCUCUUCUGACAGGAAUCAGGAAACCAUGGGAGCUUUCCAAGAAUUCCCACAGGCCGUAAGGACCAGCAUAUAUGGUCGCCCAGGUUCCUGCUACAUUGACAUACCUGGGGAUUUUGUAAAUCUUCAGGUGGAUAAGAGCUCUGUCAAGUACGUCGAAUGCUGCCUGCCUCCUCCCCUCAGCAUGGCCGAGCAAUCCACCAUCUCUGAAGCAGUGUCUGUCGUUGCUCAGGCUGAGCAGCCUCUCUUAAUCGUUGGCAAAGGUGCUGCUUAUUCACGUGCUGAGAACAACGUCAGAAAGCUGGUGGACCUCUGCGGGCUGCCUUUCUUGCCUACACCCAUGGGAAAAGGAGUGGUACCUGAUAACCAUCCCAACUGUGUGGCUGCAGCAAGAUCCACGGCAUUACAGCAUGCUGAUGUAAUCAUAUUACUUGGUGCCAGGCUGAACUGGAUUUUGCACUUUGGCCUUCCACCAAGGUUUCGACAAGAUGUAAAGGUUAUUCAGAUUGAUAUUUGUGCAGAAGAGCUGGGGAAUAAUGUGAGGCCAGCUGCAAGUUUAUUAGGUGACAUAAACACCGUGACUAAACAGCUUUUAGAAGAAUUCAGCAAAAGACGAUGGAAGUAUCCAUCCAGUUCACAGUGGUGGAAGAAGCUAAGAGAGAAAAUAAUGAGCAAUGAAGAAAAAUCAAAGGGACUGGAAUUACAAAAAUCCCUGCCUAUGAACUAUUACACGGUCUUCCGUCACAUCAGAGAUCUGAUACCCAGGGACUGCAUUUUGGUGAGCGAGGGAGCAAACACCAUGGACAUUGGCCGCACUGCGCUCCCAAACUACCAGCCUCGUCAAAGACUUGAUGCAGGUACAUUUGGCACGAUGGGAGUCGGGCUGGGUUUUGCUAUAGCUGCUGCAAUGGUGGCUAAAGACAGAACACCUGAAAAACGAGUGAUCUGCAUAGAAGGAGACAGUGCUUUCGGAUUUUCUGGCAUGGAAUUGGAAACUAUUUGCAGAUACAAUUUACCAAUCCUGAUUAUUGUAGUGAAUAAUAAUGGGAUUUACACUGGUUUGGAUACAGAUGCCUGGAAGGAGAUGUUAAAGUCUGGAGAUCCUGCUACAUGUGCACCUCCUGUUUCUCUCCUGCCAAACGCGCACUAUGAGCGAAUUAUGUCUGCCUUUGGAGGGAAGGGGUACUUUGUGACAAGGCCAGAGGAGCUGCAGGACGCGCUGAAGGCAAGCGUGGCCGACGGGCACACGCCUGCCCUCAUAAACGUCCUGAUUGACCCGCGCUCCGAGAGGAAGAAGCAGGAAUUUCCCUGGCUGACUCGUUCCAACAUGUAA
Molecule: messenger RNA, 1647 nt
Organism: Tinamus guttatus (white-throated tinamou)
Lineage: Eukaryota; Metazoa; Chordata; Aves; Tinamiformes; Tinamidae
Source: RefSeq, a predicted model, not a curated record